Messenger RNA from Oppiella nova, 475 nucleotides. NCBI's taxonomy places the organism in Eukaryota, Metazoa, Arthropoda, Arachnida, Sarcoptiformes, Oppiidae. The record is from the annotation of a GenBank genome assembly.
AGCAAAUAUGAACUUAAAGUGCCUUUUAUUGAAUUGCAUGACAAUUAUUGUUAUCGCACAACACCACCAAUGUUUGGCCACUUUGUCACAAAGUAGUCGUACCUCUAAAACAAAGAGUCAGGUGGAGCCGAAAGCACCGGUCAAUGAGUCUCUGGCCGACCGGAACCUAAUCGUCACGAAUCCCAAAGUGAAAGAAGUACUCCUCGAACACAAUGCCUACAACUUAGAGACCACUUCUGUCCGCAACUUCAACGGAACAGUACUCGGAUAUGUCACACCUUGGAACUCUCGGGGCUAUGAUAUCGCCAAACUGUUUGCCAUGAAGUUCACACAUUUAGCUCCGGUAUGGCUUCAGGCAAAGCUCAAUGACGACGAGGAGACCAUUACCAUUGAGGGCACGCAUGACAUCGACUUCAAGUGGAUGCAAACCGUCCGAGAGCUCAACCCUGACAUUAAGAUCGUGCCGCGAAUUAUA